AUGGUGGAAGUGAUGGAGGUCGGGGUAUGGGACAUUGCAGGAAAACCUAUGUUUUUGCAAAAAUGGCAUCCCCAUAUAAGAUUAGAGAGAGCGAAGGUCACCUCUGUGCCUAUUUGGGUCCGUCUUUAUAAUGUCCCCCAUGUUCUCUGGACCAAGAAAGGUUUAAGUUAUGUCUAUAGUGUUCUUGGUAGACCUUUAUAUAUGGACUCGGCCACUGAACAAAAACGGCGGUUGUCUUAUGCGAAAGUAUGUAUCCGAAUGAAUGUAGAUAGCUCGUUCCCAAGGAAAUUCGAUAUCGACAUGGGUAAGGGUGGCUUCUUUGAGGCCACGGUUCACUACAGCUGGUUACCUGUUAAAUGCAAGACUUGCAAUAUCUUUGGCCACAAAGAUUGUAGAGCUACAGGUAAAGAAAUCUGGGUUCCUAAGACCCAAAAAAAUGUUGCCCCUCCUAACUCAGUGUCAACUCAUCGGGGGACGACAGCUACCGAAGAAGUCGAACGGGUUACUCCGGUUCCAUCGAAUCCAUCUCCCACCCCGAAGAAUAUUGCUAACCCCAUGGUUACCCAGUCAAAUGCCCAUGCUGAUGUAAGGUAUGAUCCUUCUUCCUUACAAUAUAUGCUAGUUGGUAGAAAGGAAAGAGGAUCAAACAGUAGAAACAAAGAUGACAACAAUACAGUGCCUUCUGAUAAUAGAUUUGCUCCUUUGGAAGUGGAGGCUACUUCGGAUUGUUCCGUGGAUACAUUGGGGGCGUUGGGGGAUGUAACGGAGCCUCCUGAUUUAUGA
Molecule: messenger RNA, 783 nt
Organism: Syzygium oleosum
Lineage: Eukaryota; Viridiplantae; Streptophyta; Magnoliopsida; Myrtales; Myrtaceae
Exons: 1
Coding region: 1-783 (260 amino acids)
Source: RefSeq, a predicted model, not a curated record